Molecule: messenger RNA, 3675 nt
Organism: Micropterus dolomieu (smallmouth bass)
Lineage: Eukaryota; Metazoa; Chordata; Actinopteri; Centrarchiformes; Centrarchidae
Product: DENN domain-containing protein 2A-like
Exons: 20
Coding region: 181-3411 (1076 amino acids)
Biological process (GO): retrograde transport, endosome to Golgi
Cellular component (GO): actin cytoskeleton
Source: RefSeq, a predicted model, not a curated record
CCUUAUGUCUCUAUUCUCAUUCAAUUAAACAUCUGACGACUCACCUCAAGGCUUAAAUCAAGUUAGGAAACCUGUUGCAGACUGUUUAACCUGGACAUACAGCACACCACGGUGGUUUGGAGGUUAUACCAAUGGAUACUGUUGUAGCAGCAUUGGUUGCAUUAUGCUCCCAUUUCACUAAUGAACAUAUGGGAACUGUACUGCAGCAGCAGGUGUACAGUAAUCAUGGCAGCCGCUAAGAGAAUGACAAACGGGCCGGACUGCAUCUACUCCACUGUCAACAGGCUGAACAAGGGCUGUCUUGGUGAAAUAAGUGGCUUCCAUAUUGCUUCAGUGGAAAACAAGGGAGUUGGGCAAAGAAGAAAGUGGGCUCCAAAACUGCCCUUCACCCCAUUAGACCACCUGAGCAACCAGAGGGAAGAAUCACCCAUGAUGGCUCACAGGAGGCCGACCUUUGACCCUCACAGCAAUGACAACACUCUUUACGUAGGCAACAAGCUCCCCAGAUCCAAUGGAGGCAACAUCAAGGACAAGAUUUCUCUGUGGGAGGAGAAGGAACCCUCACACUCACCCAUUAUCUCAGGUACUGUGGGCCAGUGCACCAGCAUAAAAAGGUCAGAAUCUCUGACAAAAAGCAACAGUAAAACUUCUGAUGAGCAGAGUCUAGAGGGUUGCAGGAGAAUAGCCCAUAAGGAAAAGGAAAAUCAUGGGAAAAAGAAUUUAGGAAAAGUUGAGGAUUCAAGGCCCUGUUCGCCUGUUGAAACAGGGAAACAGCAAAGAGGGACGCUUAAGAGCAGCAAGCCCAUUGAGAACCAAAAAGGGGAGGACUGCGUUAGAGUUGUCCACAAGGAAAAGCAAGAUCAUGAGAAAGAGAAUGUAGAAAAGUUUGGGGAUUCAAGGCCCUGUUCGCCUACGGCAGGAGUGCAGCCGCCAGUGGGGACAUUGAGGAAAAGUUAUGACAGGAGAACAGGCGAUCAAACCAGCCAGGAGAAGAGAGCUGUAUUCACUCUGUUUAAAAAACUGGAGGCUAUGGGGGAGAGCCAUGGGAAAACUCCUCCAGAGCUCGGAAACUACUUCAGCCCACCGAGCAAGGACAAACAGGUAGAGACGAAGAAGAAAGAAUCUGAAGUUGUGGGUCAAACUGGUGCAGCGAAAUCCUCCGGGGCCAGAGAGGGGAAGCAGCACCAUGAGAAUGUGUACACAGAGCCAGGGGCGCCCCCCAUCAACCCAGUCCCCAAACCCCAACGAACCUUCCAGCAUCCAGCUACAGGCCCCAGGCAUGGGAGAGGGCAGAGGAACCUCCCCCCUCUGCCCUCCAUCUCUGCGAAAACGGCCCUAAAACCUCCUUCUGGCGUCUACGGGAGACCUAGGGGUGAGAGAGUCAGAGACAACAUCAACAGGAAAUCCUUUGAGUUUGAAGACCUUGCAGGGUCAACUAGCCUGCUCUUCUCUCGCUCACUGUCUCAAGAACAUCAUUACGAAGACAUCCUAGACUCAUCCAAAGAGAACCCAUAUGAGGACAUCGAGUUGGAGAGUCAGUGCUCCCAGCAGUCUUUGCCCUCCUCUCCUGGCGCCGAUACCACCAAGACCUCGAGGCCCGGUUUCUUCAGGCAGAAUUCAGGCAGGAGUUUUAAGCUGCUGGACCUGCGUCGAACCAACCAGUCGACCCACAGCACCGGCAGCGCGGGUGUUUCAUCUCCACGCCAGCUCAGCCCUCCCUCAACUCCCACCGGGCCUGAACACCCGUCCUGGCUGCCUGGGGAUCCCUACAGCCGAACGUGCCGCAGGAUCCCAACGGUUGUACUGAGAAUCAACAGCAUCUUUGAGGCUCGGAUCGGGAAGAAACAUCUACGAAGGAUCUAUCAUUUCGCUGAGACAAGCUCAGGGAGAGUCACAGAUGAAAAUAGUGACUCUGAGAGUGAAGUUGAAGAAAGAGCGAAAGCUCAUCGUCAGCGUCUCGUGUCAGUCCAGUCCAUACUCAGCCAGCCAAACCAGGCUCAAGCCCACUACAACGGUACCAACAGUUCCCUGGAACGGGAGCUCCACCAGCGUCAGCUCUUUGAAUAUUUUCUAGUUGUGUCACUGCAGAAGUCGAAGGCCGGUGCCCACUACCUGCCAGAGGUCACGCAGCAGUUCCCCCCGAAGAUGGAGCGCAGCUUCAAGUUCAUGAGGGAGACGGAGGAUCAGCUGAGGAUCAUUCCUCAGUUCUGUUUCCCUGAUGCAAAAGACUGGGAGCCGGUGGAGAGCUUCCCAAGCGAGAUGUUCUCCUUUGUUUUGACUGGAGAGGAUGGAAACAGGAGGUUUGGAUACUGCCGGCGUUUACUGCCCAGUGGAAAGGGCAAACGUCUACCAGAGGUCUACUGUAUUGUUAGCCACCUUGGUUGUUUCAACCUGUUCAACAAGGUGCUGGAUGAGGUGGAGAGGCGGAGGGCUUUGUCUCCAGCCCUUGUGCAGCCUUUUAUGAGAGCCAUCAUGGAGGCUCAGUUUCCAGCUCCAGGCAGAACCAUCACCAUUAAAACUUUCCUCCCUGGCUCAGGCACCGAGGUGAUGGAGCUCUGUCGACCCUCUGACUCACGCCUGGAGCAUGUGGACUUUGAAUGUCUGUUCUCCUGCCUGAGUCUGCGGUUGCUGAUUCGAGUAUUUGGGUCUCUGCUGCUGGAGCGAAGGGUCAUCUUCACUGCUGACAAACUCAGUACUCUCUCCCAAUGCUGCCAUGCUGUUGUGGCACUGCUUUAUCCCUUUGUAUGGCAACACACUUACAUCCCUGUGCUGCCCUCGGCUAUGCUUGACAUCGUCUGCACUCCAACCCCGUUCAUCGUAGGCCUGCUGUCCAGUUCACUGCCCCAGCUCACUGAGCUGCCCCUGGAGGAGGUUCUUGUUGUGGAUCUUGGAAACAGUCGAUUUCUCAGACAGAUGGAUGAUGAGGACUCCAUCCUGCCAUCUAAGCUUCAAUCAGCCCUGGAGAAUGUUCUGGAGAGGAGACGAGAUCUCGCUAAUGAGAGAGGAGGAGACACACCCAGUGACUUUGGCCAUCUUAGCACUGUUGUGUCCGAGGCCUUUGUUCGUUUCUUCGUGGAGCUGGUAGGCCACUAUCCCCUCUUCAUCAUUGGUGAACGGGAAGACGGUUACUCCUCCUCUUCCUCCUCCCCAGUCCCCUGCUCCUUCCAGCGCGAGGGUUUUCGUAAAGCAGUCCCGUCUAAGACUGUGCGUCGCUUCCUGGAGGUCUUCAUGGAGACCCAGAUGUUUGGCUGGUUCAUCCAGGAGAGAGAGCUCCACAGGCAGGCUCUGAGAGGACUGUUUGAAGUGAGGGUUCAGGAGUAUCUAGACUCCAUCCAUGAGAAUGAACACCGGAGGGUUAACAGGUUUCUUAAAGGCUUGGGAAACAAAAUGAAAUUUCUUUCCAAGAAAUAAUGCCACUGUAACUGCACAAAAAGAAACCAACGCUAAAAACGAAGAAGCGCUGAAACAAGGAAACAGUUCAUGGACUUCAUAAAUCCAGCAAGAGAAAUUAUCAUUUGCUUUUCCUGAGACGCUGUUUGUGCCAUCCUCAUCUGUGUUAAUGAGACUUUUGCUCAAGGACUCCUUAUAGAUGUAGGGUGGCUGUGGUGAAUCACAAGUUGUUCCCACCAAAAGAAAAUCCUGUAUUUCACAUAAAUAAAGGAACCUUAUAAGGAA